CGUUGUUGAAUGGGACAAUUGCUCCCGAAAGAUUGGCUCACCCCCCCCUCCCCCUCGGCCGAGAGGAUGCGUGAGGGUUGCCGGUCCUCGACCUCUCGACAUGAGCUUGGAGAGAGUCGGAGUGGUAGACGUUGUUAUCAGACCUCGAUGCACUUCACAGGUUGACAUCUUGCUACUCAUUCAUCAUCCUCACAAAGACGCCAAGAUCGCUGCCCCGAUGCUCAUCGGAUCUCGACUGUCGACUCGAUUGAUCAGACCAUCAUCGUCAUUCGUCACCGCCCGCCAUCAGCUACCCACUCGUAUCGUGCAGACCAUGAGCUCGUCCACCUUGGCUUCAGAACCUGGCAAGGAGACUGGUCCCCCCUCGGUGCUCUUCGAAUCCCAAGGCUCGACCCGGACUUACAAACUCAACCGUCCCAAAGCGCUCAACUCGCUCGACCCGUCCAUCGUAUGGCCCUUGGCGGACAAGAUCAAGGAGUGGAAGGAAGAUCCCGAGUGUAAAGUCGUACUCGGAGUGGGAGACAGUCGGGCCUUCUGUGCUGGAGGCGACGUUAAAGCCGUAGCGGUAGUGACCCGUGAAGGGAGACUAGAAGAAGCUCUCGAGUUCUUCAAGCGGGAGAACACGCUCGAUUAUACGUUGGCAAAGCUGGGCAAGCCUUAUGUGGUGUUCAUGGAGGGGAUCACCAUGGGAGGAGGAGCCGGCCUCUCCUACCCCGCCCCCUUGAGGAUAGCAACCUCCACUACCAACUUUGCCAUGCCCGAGACCGCUAUCGGCUUUGCACCGGAUGUCGGAGCGAGCUUUUACUUGGCCCAGCUCGAUGGCGCUAUCGGAGCUUAUCUGGGUCUGGUCGGAGAGAGCGUGCAUGGAAGGGCUGUUUAUGAACUAGGGAUCGCCACACACUACGUCCCUCAGACAGCACUGGCCGGCUUGGUCGAAGAGAUCAGGAACCUCUCAGACCCCACGCUUCCCCGUCUCGCCGCGUUGAUCACGAAACACUCAGUGCCGGCUCCUCCUCGCCCCUCUCAACUCCCCGAAGACCCGGCGGAAUACUCGUCAAAGUCCAACCCGGAGGCCAUCUCCCCUCUUUGCGGAUCAGUGAGGAAACUCUUGGACCAAGCCUUUUCCCAGCCGACGGUUAGCAAGAUCUACAGCGUUCUUCGAGAGGCUAUCGCCGAUGAACAAGGAAGCGUAUGGGAUGCACGGGCGAGACACUGGGCAGAGGGCGUAGUCAAGGUCAUGGACACGAGAAGCCCGACGGGAAUGAAGAUCGCCCUAGGAAACUACAGGCAGGCCAAAAAGGACCAGGAUCUCAAGACGCAGCUGAACCGGGAUCUCGCCAUGACCACGGCGUUCCUAUCUUCACCCACCGGUGACAUGGUCAACAGCAUCUUCCACAAGCUGAUCGAAAAGAAAAAGGAGACCCCCACAUGGGUCCCGUCGAGCUUGGACGACCCUUCGCUCGAGGAAAAACAGCUCAUGACGACCUGGUUCGACCGAUCCAAAUCCGAAGUCCUCGACAAGGCUCCCUUAAUGUACGAGCUCGAAGAAUCCAAUACGUCGGGUAAAAAGGACCAAGCGGCCUGGGGUCAAUAUAGGGCGUGGGGGAUCCCAAGCGAAGAGGUCGUCAAGUCGUACGUGACCGGCUCGGCGAAAGGAUCGGGAGCGUUCGCCCUGACUGAAGAACAGCUCAAGCAGAGGAUUGUGAGGCACACGGCCGAGAGACUUGAACUCGAUCCCAAGGUCGAGGUCGAAUGGGUCGAGGGGAUCCGGGAACGCGUGAGGGACGUCGUCGAACGGUGCUGCGAGAUCGAGGAGGGUCACGAGGAGAAAUAUCUGAGGUGGAAGAGUUAUGCGAAAGCCAAGUUGUAGUCGUCCGUCAAAGAGAAUAUUGCAACCGAGAAUCGUGAAUUUUGCUU
Messenger RNA from Filobasidium floriforme, 1917 nucleotides. Its product is annotated as ClpP/crotonase-like domain-containing protein. The transcript has 6 exons. The coding region runs from base 101 to 1870 and encodes 589 amino acids. The record is from RefSeq and is a predicted model, not a curated record. Gene Ontology annotation, biological process: L-valine catabolic process. Gene Ontology annotation, cellular component: mitochondrion. Lineage: Eukaryota; Fungi; Basidiomycota; Tremellomycetes; Filobasidiales; Filobasidiaceae. Gene Ontology annotation, molecular function: 3-hydroxyisobutyryl-CoA hydrolase activity.